Molecule: messenger RNA, 564 nt
Organism: Eupeodes corollae
Lineage: Eukaryota; Metazoa; Arthropoda; Insecta; Diptera; Syrphidae
Product: ribosomal RNA small subunit methyltransferase H-like
Exons: 3
Biological process (GO): rRNA base methylation
Cellular component (GO): cytoplasm
Molecular function (GO): rRNA (cytosine-N4-)-methyltransferase activity
Source: RefSeq, a predicted model, not a curated record
UUAGAUUGUACCUUUGGAGCAGGAGGUUACACAGAGCAUAUAUUGAAAUAUACAAAAGCAAAAGUUAUUGCUUUUGAUAGAGAUGAAAAAACUGUUAUUAAGUAUGUUAAUAAUCUUAAGAAUAUCUAUAAAGAAAGAUUUACCUUCGUAGCAGAUAAAUUUUCAACUUACAAUAAUCAUUUAAAAGUUAUGGGAAUAUCUAAGGUUGAUGCAGUAGAGCUAGCAAAUAUAGUUAGAGGAGUUGUUGGCUUCAAGAAAAAAAAGAAUGAAUCAAAAAUAGAUCCAUCUACAAAAACCUUUCAAGCAUUAAGAAUAUAUGUAAAUGAUGAGCUUAAUGAGUUAAAUAUAGCGUUAGAAAAUUCUAUAGAUGUAUUAAAUAAAAAUGGUAUUUUGGCUAUUGUAAGUUUUCAUUCUUUAGAAGAUAGAAUAGUAAAUCACAAUCAAAAGGUUCAAAAUAGUGUUUUUAAUAUUCUUUCUAAAAAGCCAAUAUUACCAAGUGAAGAAGAAAUACACAUAAAUCCAGAAUCACGUUCUGCAAAAUUAAGAGCAUCUAAAAGGCUAUGA